This is a messenger RNA of Cyphomyrmex costatus, 358 nucleotides long. RefSeq names its product cytochrome c oxidase assembly factor 5. Lineage: Eukaryota; Metazoa; Arthropoda; Insecta; Hymenoptera; Formicidae. Gene Ontology annotation, cellular component: mitochondrion. Gene Ontology annotation, biological process: mitochondrial respiratory chain complex IV assembly. Bases 107 to 358 code for a protein of 83 amino acids. The transcript is spliced from 3 exons. The record is from RefSeq and is a predicted model, not a curated record.
GGCUGUAGGCUGUAGGAGGCAUAAGCAAAUCAAAGCGGAUGGGAUAUGAGAAUGAGCGUCUGAGCAAUGUGUUUUCGGCAAUCGUGGAAAUCAAGUAUUAUUCAAGAUGAUGCGAUAUGAGGAAGAGGGUGAAACGUUGAAAGAUAAAUCCCGAUGCGCGAACAUUCGCGCGGAUCUCAAAAUGUGUUUGCUUCAAAGCGAUUGUUGUAAAAUCUACAAACGUACCCCCAAAGAUUGUCUUAGAUCGUACGAUGGUACAGUUCCUGAUGAAUGUUUUGCUUUACAUAGAACAUUCUUUGACUGUAAACAUUCUAUAAUUGAUGGUAAACGGCGGUUUAGAGGUCCUAAAGGAUAUUAA